AUGAAUUGGAACUCGCCAAUGGAAGUUCACUACCAAAAUCAUGCUGUGCCUUAUAAUUCAAUAGGGAGCUCUGUGGAUUUUUUUGGAGGUCUUACUUAUGACCAUGUAAAUUUCAUUUUCGCCGAUGCUCCUUAUGCUCAGGAGAGUUCUUACUAUGCGACGAAUACUAAUUUAUACAAAUUUGCGGUAACUGAACUUGAAAGUUCCCCUCACUAUGAAUGUGCGCAUGGCUAUGUGGUCAACGAUCAUAUCCAAGGGAUUGAUGAAUAUAGCAGGCAUUUGGAGAGCCUGCCGGUGCCAGCUGAUGAUCAAGCUACAGCUGCACUCGUACAUGAGGAAGAAAAUUUGAACUCCUUUUCGUCUUUAGAGUGUCCUGGGAAUGAACAGAACACUCAUGACUAUGAGGUUGUUUGGGAGGACAACAUCGAUCCUGACAACAUGAGUUAUGAGGAGCUACUUGAGCUGGGCGAGGCAGUUGGAACUCAAAGCAGAGGUCUUUCUGAGGAUCUCAUUGCGUUGCUUCCAAUUUCAAAGUUUAAGCGUGGUUUAUUUUCAAGAAAGAAAUUCAAAGGAGAAAGGUGCGUAGUUUGCCAGAUGGAGUACAACCGAGGUGAUAGGCAGAUGACUCUUCCAUGCAAACAUGUCUACCAUGCUGCUUGUGGCAGUAGAUGGCUUAGCAUCAACAAGGCUUGCCCAAUUUGUUACAAGGAGGUGGCUAUUAAUGUACCCAAGAACUAG
Messenger RNA from Fraxinus pennsylvanica, 738 nucleotides. Lineage: Eukaryota; Viridiplantae; Streptophyta; Magnoliopsida; Lamiales; Oleaceae. The record is from the annotation of a GenBank genome assembly.